Messenger RNA from Cricetulus griseus (Chinese hamster), 219 nucleotides. Lineage: Eukaryota; Metazoa; Chordata; Mammalia; Rodentia; Cricetidae. The record is from RefSeq and is a predicted model, not a curated record.
ACUGCCAGGAUGGCAUCUUGUCUGGCCCUGCACAUGGCGCUGCUGCUCAUCUCUGGGGUCCUAGCCCCUGCGGUGCUCACAGCAGAGGGUCCCCAGGAGCCCAAUCCCACACUGUGGAACGAGCCCAUUGAAUUGUCGUCGGGUGACGGUGCCUUGGAGAGUACCAGCCACAGCCAGGAAGUUGCUGCCUCAGGCCCUCCAUUCCCCACCUCUUCAUGA